Messenger RNA from Paramormyrops kingsleyae, 4586 nucleotides. The record is from RefSeq and is a predicted model, not a curated record. NCBI's taxonomy places the organism in Eukaryota, Metazoa, Chordata, Actinopteri, Osteoglossiformes, Mormyridae.
UACUUGGAAGCUAGGGGUGGGGUCUGUGGAGAGCGAGUGAGCCCCGCAGAUUAUAACUGAAGGAAAAGCACGGAGAUUAUUUCUGUGUGGGGGUCACACGUACGCGUCCUGCAACAAGGCACGGAGAGCCCAGGAGCGCCAGCCGACAAUCCGGUGCAGUCAGCUCGCCGCUCCCCAGCGCGGCUGACAUGUAGCGACCCGCCGUCCCAGUCGUACCCACAGGACACGUCGCCCUAAAACUUUGGACUUAGAUUUGGAUACACGCUUUGUUCCCCAUUUACGCCCGUCUUUCGGCCAGCUAGGUGCCGUAAUGCCUUUUGGAUGCCUUGCUGUGCGAGAUGGGCAGAUCUACAAUAGCCUGUCGGACAUCACAGACAAAUAUGAUUUCGGCCAGGUCCUGAAGGCCAAGGAGUUCUGCGAGCUGUGCCUUGUCAAGGAGCGUGAGACGGACAAAGUGUACGUGUGCAAGAAGUUCCUGAAGAAGGACGGCAAGAAAGUCCGCAGAGCUGCAAAGAACGAGAUCAUGAUCCUGAAAAUGAUUAAACACCCUAAUAUUCUGCAGCUGAUUGACACAUUUGAGACCCGGAAAGAAUAUUUCAUCAUUCAGGAACUGGCCACGGGAGGCGAUGUCUUUGACUGGAUUCUGGACCAGGGCAACUACACAGAGAGAGACGCCUCAAAUGUCAUCCGGCAGGUCCUGAAGGCUGUGGCUUACCUGCACUCCAUCAAUAUCGUCCACAGGAACUUAAAGCUGGAGAACCUGAUGUACUACACAGAGAACAACCACAAUAAAGUCGUAUUGCGGGAUUUCUACCUGUCAAAGUUUGAGAACGGAGCUAUCACUGAGCCAUGCGGCACACCGGAAUACUUAGCCCCUGAGGUUGUGGCCAGGCAUCGCUACGGCCGCCCCGUUGACUGCUGGGCCGUGGGGGUCAUCAUGUACAUGCUUCUGUCUGGGAAUCCACCAUUUUAUGAUGAAACAGAGGAGGAGAAUACGGAUAUUCAUAACCGCAUUAUCUUCCGCCGCAUCUUGUCUGGGGAGUUUGAGUUUGACUCCCCCUACUGGGAUGAUAUCUCUCCUGCAGCGAAAGAGUUAGUCUGCAGGCUGAUGGAGGUGGACCAGAUGCUGAGGAUCACAGCCCAAGAUGCUCUGUGGCACGAGUGGAUUGCUGGUAACGGGGCCUCUGAAAAGAACCUGAAAGACGGAGUAUGUGCGCAGUUUGAGAAGAAUUUUGCCAAGGCUAAGUGGAGGGAACUGAAGAAAGCAAUCCGAGUCACUACUUUCAUGCAGCGCCUUCGAGCCCCUGAGCUUGCUGGGGGUGCUGGGGAAGCAGGUCCUAAGAACGAAGGCCAGGUGACGGCCAAGGAGGAUGGGAACGUAGGUGUGACGAAUACCAAGUACACCAACCUGGAGGUGACGGCCGGAAAGAAGUCCAUGGAAGUGAAAGCGGAGGAGAAAGGGAAGGGAGAGGUUACCACAGCAGGAGAGGCAAACAGAAGCAAUGGGGCAGUUCAAGCCAGCUUUUUGGUGGGCGUGGCUCCCGCAUCCUCUGCAGAAGCUCUGAAUAAAGCAAGAACCUCCCCCAAACCAGCAGGGCACCAUCAAGACAGGGAAGGUGUGAGUAUGAGCAAAAGCGACAGCACGACGAAAAAUGCAGCCCUUUGGGGACAAAGCAGAAGCACACCAGAGAAGAAGGCCAUGCUGCUGGACCCUGACGCUGCCAAGUUAGCAGAGAGCAGAGGCACCAAAGUGAUCGUACUGGAGCAGGAGGACGGCAGCUCUGAAGAGAAGAAGCUUCCUUUCCCAGAGAUGGCCAGUCGCAGGAAGAUGGCGGCGGUGCUCUCACGCUCCCCCGAUGACGGAGGCAGGUCUGUUAUGCCAACAGCAGCUCCCCCUGCAGGUCAAGACAAGGCAGUGCGGCAUGAGGGGCUGAAAGGAGAGCGUGGGCAGGAUGUCGGCCCUGGAAGCUGGUGUCAAACCCAACUUCCAGAGGCUGUGGCAGAGAAGACGGCAGAAAGCCCUAAGGGAAGAGAUAAGACAAUGGAGGGAGUAGAAAAGAGCAGCUCAGAUUUUAGCAUCUCUAAGGUGAAACAGGCAGGUGUGGAUUUUGGACAAACUGAGUGUCCAGGUCUGUCAGGCAAAACCAGUGUUAAGGAAGAGAGGGAGGUAGGAGGAGGCUUGUCUGGGUAUGUGAGUCCCUACUGUCCUCCGUAUUCCUCAAGCGGGGGGGUAGUCUUCAGCGGUUUUGGAGCGGAGGGAAGCAGAAGCUCCGACUGGAUGAUGGACAGCGUGAUCGAGCAGAUCGAGAGGCAAAUGGCAGCUGUCCUGGAGAAGAUCGAAGGAGACAUGCCGUCUCUGCUGGAGCAGAUCAGCGACUGCCCGGAGCAGAAGGCGAAAAGUGCCCACUGCUCGCCCUCCCCUAGGCACCGUGCCCUCCCUCAGGCCACGCCCCCACCCCUGCCCACCAGCCCCCGCCCACCUCUUCCCUCCCUCCCACAUCUGAAUAUCCAGCCUCCAUCAUACCGCCCUCCACCCCCACCAGUUUUCCCCGUACGAUCCCCACUGGCCGCCCCAGAGCUGGGUGAGAGGAACAUGCAGCGAGCCGAAGGCAGGUCUGCUCAGUCUCCAAGGGGGGGUCAGGCAGCACGGGGGCUGUGAGGCCUCACAUGAGCAUGAAUUUCUCCAACACAAGCAUAGCAACACACAGGCACCAGCGGACACCCGCACGGCCAUUAUACACAUAAUGGAAGAACAGAGUGCAGCAUGAGGCGUAACUGACCAAUAAAAUCAAACUUAGCAAGCAUGUCUGGGGGCCUUCCCAUGGGUGACAGGCAGGGGUGUAUGCGGGGGCUCAUCCACUGAGGCACUGGUCCCAGCUGAAUGCCGAUUGGCCUUUAGUAUGGCCACACCCCUGUUACUCAUCGAUUCUAAACAUAUCAUUGGUUGGGCCUACUGUAUGAAUUAUGACCCCCACCAUAAAGAAUCCUAGACUCGCCCCUGGUACCAUGCCCAAUCCUUCCACCACCCCAGGAAAACACAGGCAGCUAGAGGCCCAUUUGCCCCCGAGUGAACUGAGGGGCUGUCAGCAAUGUGCUGCAUUCCACACUGGCCACCCAUAACCCUCUAAAAACCAGACAUGGCUACACUUCCCGGUUCUGAUCCUGCAGGAGCACUUUGUUUGCCUACUCAUUUCAUUGAGCUUUGUUCAGCUAAUUAUUGAAGACCAGAUCUCAUGAAAAUCGUUUUAGUCAUGGCAGACUGAUCUGUGUUUGAAGAGUACCUCUACAGGUCAAAAGGUAUCUUUUGAUUUAAAAAUUUUCAAAUCAUAUGAAACAGUUCGAUCAGUUUCGAUUAACCAGUGGUGCAUCAGGAAGAGACUGGAUCAGGUGUCCUUGUGUUAAUACAAUAAUAAUGGUACUGCUUUGUUGAUCUCAGUGCACUGAUAGAUCAGAACUGAGACACGAUGGUAAAUAAAUGGACCAAAUAGAGAUUGCAUUAAGUGAGCACCAAAGUGAGACAUGUGCACAUAUUUCCAGACCCACAUCUCAAACACAAAGACAUUUUGCAGGCUGAUGGUCCUUGUUGUGGUCCUGAUGGCUCUCUGUCCCUUUUGAUCAUGCAGGCUUGAAUCGUCCCUUGGCAUUGCCUGUACAGUCCUGUCUAGCUUUGUGGUUAGGUGGUGUCUCUCUGUAAUCAACUAGGACAGUGUUUCCAAAUCCGGUCCUCAGGGACCCAUAAACAGUCCACGUUUUUUCUCCCUCUCAGCUCCAGGAGCAAAAACGCCAGGGAGCUAAGAGGGAGCAAAAAUGUGGACUGUCUGGCAGGGAGCUUGGAGGGUCACCCUGGCUGUGGGACCGUAUUGAGAAACUCUGUUCUAGAAUAUCACAUUGAUUAGGUGCAUUUGGAGUUUAGCUAAGUAUAGUACAAGGUCUAAGGUUAAAGUCAGUGGUGUGGGGGGUAAAAUCAGCUUCAGUUUUUCCUCCUGAUUCUGUCAUGGUCCAAUCGCAGCAGCAUGAUCUUAGCUGGGUAGUGCCUGCAUGCCACAUUUAGAAGUUGAAAGAAGUAGAAUAAAGAACAAAUGGGGGAGGGGGGGUAUUUUGUGUAAUGGUACAGGGCUAUGGUAGAGCAGGCCCACAAAGAAGCUCACUACUUUAACUCUCGCUUUUCCCCUGCUUCCUUAAGGGCCAUUUGUUCACUUGUGUAUUCAGACUUGCUGCCAAGGAUCCAUUAGUUGGACUGUCUAGGCCCAUGCGCACGUGUAAGGAACAUGCACACACUUAUGUGCUAGCAGGUGUCAAAAUAUUAAGGAAGGGACUGUAUUCUCACCUGGAGUAACCGACUACUUUAAUCCCAUAUUUUCCAGCUCUUAUCUUUUCUACAAAAUCCCUCCCCUGUUUUUCAGAUGAAAUAUUCUGCCAGAUUGUUUGUGGAUUUGUCUUGUAUUUAACAUUAUAAUGAUACUGUGUUUUUGUUUAUGCCUUGGUGUCUUUCAUCUCUCUGUAUUUAUAAAUAUAUAUUUAAAAGAUAUUUAACCUACAGUGUUCUGAUGUUUAACUCUGUAUAAAUAUGAAGUCAUGAGACUGAG